Molecule: messenger RNA, 549 nt
Organism: Aureococcus anophagefferens
Lineage: Eukaryota; Pelagophyceae; Pelagomonadales; Pelagomonadaceae
Exons: 1
Molecular function (GO): protein binding
Source: RefSeq, a predicted model, not a curated record
AUCGUGGGGCUGGUCCGCGCCUUGCGCGAGGGCGACGACGCAGCGAAGGCGACGGCGGCGCGGGCGCUGGGCGACCUCGCGCGCUACACCGACGCCAACCGGGUCCUGAUCGCCGAGGCCGGUGGCAUCCCACCGCUCGUCGAUCUCCUGCGCGACGGGAGCGCGGCGGCCAAAAUGACGGCCGCGGAGGCGCUGCGCAGCCUCGCGUGCAACGACGCCAACAUGGUCACGAUCGCCGCGGCCGGCGGCAUCCCGCCGCUCGUCGAUCUCCUACGCGACGGGAGCGCGGACGCCAAAGCGGCGGCCGCAGCGACGCUGAGCAACCUCGCGAGCGACAACGACGCCAUCCGGGUCCUGAUCGCCGCGGCCGGCGCCAUCCCGCCGCUCGUCGACGUCGUGCGCAACGGGAGCGCGGAGAAAUGGGCUGCGGCCGCGCUGCGCAACCUCGCGUGCAACGAGGCCAACCGGGUCCCGAUCGCCGAGAACGGCGGCAUCCCGCCGCUCGUCGAGCUCCUGCGCGACGGGAACGCCGGGAACAAAGAGCAGGCC